Ricinus communis (castor bean) is the source of this 3129-nucleotide messenger RNA. Its product is annotated as pentatricopeptide repeat-containing protein At2g01390-like. The record is from RefSeq and is a predicted model, not a curated record. Gene Ontology annotation, molecular function: protein binding. Lineage: Eukaryota; Viridiplantae; Streptophyta; Magnoliopsida; Malpighiales; Euphorbiaceae. Bases 62 to 1843 code for a protein of 593 amino acids. The transcript has 2 exons.
UUAUUUUAUUUUAUCUGUUAAUAAUUGACACGAUUUUGAGUUAUUUGUGAAAAUAUUUGUGAUGGUUAAGUUGUUAGAGAUGGUGCAUUUAAGUGGCAUCAGCAGAUUCCUCGUAAAUUCUUUAAUUUCUUCAUCUAUUUGUAAAGAUCUAUUCUUUCACGAUUUUAACACUUCCAAAAAAUGUAUCCAUUCACUUCUCCAAUCCAAACCCACAAAAUCCACUAAAUUUUCAACAAAACCUCCCAAAUCAGUGUUAAACAAAGAUAAAAUACAGAACCCAAAUGUUUACACAAGAAACACAGUUUCAAACAUAUAUAGAAUCUUGAAAUAUUCCACAUGGGAAACUGCAAAAGAACAGAUACUAAAAUUGGGUAUUAAAUGGGAUUCUUACACAGUCAAUCAAGUGUUGAAAACACAUCCUCCAAUGGAAAAAGCUUGGAUCUUUUUCAAUUGGGUUUCAGGAUUUCAAGGGUUUAAACAUGAUCAAUUUACGUACACAACAAUGCUUGAUAUUUUUGGAGAAGCUGGUAGGAUUGAGUCUAUGAAUUAUGUAUUUAAACAAAUGCAAGAAAAGGAUAUAAAGAUUGAUACUGUUACUUACACUUCACUUAUGCAUUGGCUUUCAAGAAACGGUGAUGUUGAUGGGGCUAUAAAGAUUUGGGAGGAAAUGAAAGAGAAAGGGCUUUAUCUUACUGUUGUUUCUUAUACUGCUUUUAUGAAGAUUUUGUUUGAUAAUAAGAGAGUUAAGGAGGCUACUAAUAUUUACAAGGAGAUGCUUGAAUGUGGGAUUCCUCCUAAUUGUCAUACCUACACUGUCUUAAUGGAGUAUCUGGUUGUUUCUGGCAAAUGCCAAGAAGCGCUUGAGAUUUUCAAAAAAAUGCAAGAAGCAGGCGUACAACCUGACAAAGCUAUGUGCAAUAUUUUGGUCGAGAGAUGUUGCGAAGCUGGGGAGACGAAGACAAUGACCCCAAUUCUUCAAUACAUGAAAGAAAAUCAUCUUGCUCUUCGUUAUCCUAUCUUUUUAGAAGCACGCAAAAUUCUAAGAAUAGCCGGCGAGUGUGAUGCAGUCCUCAGGCAAGUAAAUCCUCAUUGUGCUGCUGAAUCUAUCAAUAAUGAUGAUUCGUCUGAGUUCACUACAAGUGCUGACAAUGAUCCGAUAGAUAAAGGACUUCUACUGAUUCUCUUGAGAAAACAAAAUCUUGUGGCAGUUGACCAUUUACUUGCCGGGGUACUUGAUAAGAAUAUGGUUUUAGAAUCUUGGAUAGUCUCAACCAUUAUUGAGGUAAACUGUAGUCAAUGUAGAACUGAUAGUGCUUUAAUGGCCUUUGAAUACAGUAUGAGAGUGGGCAUAGACCUUGAGAGAACAGCAUAUCUUGCCUUGAUUGGCAUUAUGAUAAGAUCAAAUACAUCUCUGCGGGUUUUAGAGAUUGUCAAGGAAACGAUUAGGGUUGGGCAUUCUCUUGGACUGUAUUUAAGUGCUCUCUUAAUAUAUAGGCUUGGAUCUGCUAGAAGGCCCAAUUGUGCUGCAAAGAUUUUUGACUUGUUGCCAGAUGAACAGAAGUGCACUGCUACUUAUACUGCCAUGAUUGGUGUAUACUUUUCUGCUGGUAGUGCAGCAAAAGCACUUAAAAUCUAUAAAACUAUGAAAAAGAACAGCAUAAAUCCUUCUUUGGGUACAUAUAAUGUUCUUUUAGCUGGUCUUGAAAAAAGUGGCAGAGUUUGUGAAACAGAUAAUUUCAGAAAGGAAAAGAGGAGCCUGAUGGCUGAUGGUAAUCGUUUGAGCUGUCUCCCUAUGGAGGAGAAGAUAUGUGACCUCCUUUUUGCUGGGAGUUUGGUACCUUGACUAGCUCUUUCGGACCAUAGAAAUCCCGUUGCUAUUGGAACGACCGAGAAAAAUGGUGCUGUUUCUAUUAGUGACAGUCAAAUGGCCAUGAUUUUGACUCUGGAUUGUGGUGGUCCUUUUGCCUAUCUAUGAUGAAGUUUGUCUGCAUCAACCACGAGUAACUUGGAUAUGACAGAAAUGUGUUCUCAAAGUUCCUUUGUGAUGCAGCCUUAUGAUGGAGACCAUGAACCCACACCUUUGACAGCUUUAGGCCGUGCUAUGAUAAGCAUUAGUGGGAUUUUUCGAUGCUUCAGUGCUUUAAACUCGCUAUGGUUCAUCAUGCUGCAUAUUCUGGGAGUUCUUUAACACGUCCACUUGGGAUCUUUAUGUACUACAAUGUGAGUAUACACAGAAUCAGGAUAGUGUAGCCUCAGGGAUGGUAAUCCUCAACUAUAUGUGAGAAAAACAUUCUGUCUUCUCAACAAAUCAUGUCAACUAUAACUUGCAGGAAGAAAAUUAUUCUCAUUUUGGGUUAGUCAACUUGGCUAGGCAUCAGAAGUCAAGAGGUCUUUUGUUCUGCAAAAAUUUUGUUGCUUUAUUGUUCUACUCAUACUUGAUGGAUCGAUACUGGGCAAAGACAUAUCCUUGCAGAGAUCGUAAAAGCAUUCCUUCAAUAAAAUAGGCAUAGCAUUUUGGAUUUUAUAAAUUUAUGGCUUAUAUGCCCUUUUUUUGGCUGUAUACAAUUGAUAGUACACAUACAUUGGAUGAUAGUCCAAUAGGUAGAAGCUCAUAGGAGCACUGUGUAUUUUCUUUUCUCUUUUUCAUUUUUUUUUUUUGGCCAUAGGAGCUCUGUAUAGAUUAUUGUUUGUCUAAUGGAAUUCAUGGAUCGGCACCUAAGAAACCUCAUUUCUGUCUUUUGCUGAGAAUACAUUAGGAAUCUCUUCAGGAACUCUUGUGACAUAGAUAUCCUCAUCAAUAUUUUUAUAAGUUCAUAGUUCUAUCCCUGCUUGGUUAAAGGGGACUAGCAGGAUUGUUAUUCAGGAACAAGAUGAAUAUGCUUGAAUUGGUGUCUGACCAAUUACCUACUGCUCGAGUAUUACAUUAAGACAAUUUGGAAUUGGGAGUGUCCUGAUCUGUUUACUUUUCUUCUAUACAUUCAAGAUCUUGUCCCGGGGGAGCUGAGGCUUCAAACAUCACCUAAUACAACCUGCCUGCCAUGUGAUUUAAGAACACAUUUGAUACCCUUCCAAAUUGAAUUAUCUCUCACAUCUAAACAUUCAUUUUUAUGUUUUCAGUCUGUUUUCAAG